Messenger RNA from Acanthopagrus latus (yellowfin seabream), 4213 nucleotides. RefSeq names its product SLIT and NTRK-like family, member 4 (gene slitrk4). The record is from RefSeq and is a predicted model, not a curated record. Gene Ontology annotation, molecular function: protein binding. NCBI's taxonomy places the organism in Eukaryota, Metazoa, Chordata, Actinopteri, Spariformes, Sparidae. Bases 441 to 3017 code for a protein of 858 amino acids. Gene Ontology annotation, biological process: regulation of presynapse assembly; axonogenesis; positive regulation of synapse assembly. The transcript has 2 exons. Gene Ontology annotation, cellular component: membrane; glutamatergic synapse.
GAGGGGUGAUUUUUCCAAGCAAGAGGAGCCCGUCAGCAAGAGACGCAUCGGGUGAAAUCGGAGCUACUGUUCUCCCUCCCCCCACCCCCCACCCCUCCUCUCUCUCUCUCUCUCUCUCUCUCUCUCUCUCUCUCUCUCUCUCAGCUCCCUUCUCUCCAUCUCCUCCGCACCCCCCUCCCUCCCUCCCCUCCUCCAGCCCAGUACGCCUGGCUCGGGUUGAUAUACAGUAUCCCGCAUGGAGAUAUAGGGGGGGCCGGAGGAACCUUGUUGCGCCCCCGACAACUGUCCGCGUUCCGCUCGAGCCGGGGAGGAACGUUUGCGCACGUCUCCAUCCAUGUCUCACCAACGCUGCCCCGUGUCUCCGGAGGGAGCCGCAUUCAUUACCACUCCAGCUUUGGGUUACUAAAUGGUUUUCUGGGGGAGGAUCUCUAACCGGCGAGAUGCUGCUCGUACUCCUGCUGGCAGCCUUUUCUUCGUCCAUCUCCGGCACCCUCUCCUCCUCUCUCUCCUCCCCCUCCAUGUCGGACGGACCCCAGACAGUCGACCCGUCAGCCUCGGACUUGAUGGCCGAGACCUGCAGCGCCUGCUCCUGCAUGUCGGUGGAAAACGUGCUGUACGUCAACUGCGAGAAGAUCACCGUCUACCGGCCCACGCAGCUCAUACCGCCGGCCUCGUCCCUGUACCACCUGAACUUUCAGAACAACUUCUUAAUCAUCCUCUACCCAAACUCCUUCCUCAACUUCACCCACGCUGUGUCGCUGCAGCUGGGGAACAACAACCUGCAGAACAUCGAGGGCGGGGCGUUCAUGGGGAUGAGCGCCUUGAAACAGCUGCAUCUGAACAAUAAUGAGUUAAAGGUGCUGCGAGCGGACACUUUCCAAGGGAUAGAGAACCUGGAAUACCUGCAGGCUGACUACAACUUGAUAAAAUACAUCGAAAAGGGAGCGUUUAACAAACUGCACAAGCUGAAAGUGCUGAUACUGAAUGAUAAUCUCAUACAGGCACUUCCUGACAACAUAUUUCGCUUUGCCUCGCUCACGCACCUGGAUAUAAGGGGGAACCGCAUCCAGAAGCUUCCUUAUUUGGGGGUUCUGGAACAUAUUGGGCGUAUUGUUGAGCUGCAGCUGGAUGACAACCCCUGGAAUUGUACCUGUGAUUUAGCACCUCUCAAGGCAUGGCUCGAAAACAUGCCCUAUAAUAUUUUUAUCGGCGAGGCCAUAUGUGAAACUCCGACUGACUUGUACGGGAGGCUCCUGAAAGAAACCAACAAACAGGAGCUUUGUCCCAUGGGAACAGGAAGUGACUUUGAUGUCCGGAUGCCGCCCAUGCAUCCUGAUAACGGACAGUCCCCGUCCAAAAUGUCCCCGACCACCGUGGUUCCCUUAGCCACAAAAUCGCCAAAAACCACUGACUCAUCUAAGAUUUACGGUAACGGUAUCGUGGCUGGUUUACCCCCUUUUGGAAGAAAUAGCCAGAUUGUCUCCUUUCAGACACGGACCCCUCCAUUGUUGUGUCCACAGCCCUGCAGCUGUAAAGCCCACCCCUCUGACUUUGGCAUCAGCGUCAGCUGUCAGGAGAGGAAUAUUAAAAAUCUAGGCGAUCUCAUUCCCAAACCCCCAAAUGCCAAGAAACUUCACCUGAGCGGGAAUUACAUCCAUGACAUCAGCCCAGCAGAUUUCCAAGGGUUUGAGGGUUUAGAUCUGCUCCAUCUCGGCAGCAAUCAAAUCGUAACAGUCCAGAAAGGAGUGUUUGCUAACCUCACUAACCUGAGGAGACUGUAUUUGAAUGGAAACCAGCUGGAACAGCUACACCCAGAGAUGUUUUUGGGCCUGUCAAACCUGCAGUACCUAUAUUUGGAAUACAAUGCCAUAAAAGAAAUCUUAGCAGGCACCUUUGACUCCAUGCCGAACCUGCAACUCCUCUAUCUCAACAACAACGUUCUGCGCAGUCUCCCCGCCUACGUGUUUGCGGGUGUCUCUUUAGCCAGACUGAAUCUGAAAAACAACCACUUCAUGACCCUGCCAGUGAGCGGAGUCUUGGACCAGCUGCAAACAUUGACCCAGAUAGACCUGGAGGGGAACCCGUGGGAGUGUUCCUGCGAUCUUGUCGCCCUCAAACUCUGGCUAGAAAAGCUAAGUGAUGGAGUGGCUGCCAAAGAGGUGAAAUGUGCCUCCCCUGUGCAGUUCUCCAACAUAGAGCUGCGUCUCUUAAAAAAUGAGAUCCUGUGUCCCAAGCUUGUGGCGAGGCGGCCGUUCAUUCUCACAAGCGCCACCCCUAUUUUGACCUCAGUGUCGCCUGCUGGCGUCGGCAAAGCACCACCAGGAGGGCCCGUGCCGCUCUCCAUCAUGAUCCUCAGCAUCCUCGUAGUGCUUAUCCUCACUGUGUUUGUAGCCUUCUGCCUUCUAGUCUUUGUCCUGAGGCGGAAUAAAAAACCAGUGGGCCGGCAGGAGGGGCUCGGGAAUCAGGAGUGUGGCUCCAUGUCGCUGCAGCUCCGCAGACACAGCCACAAGUCGGGCAAAAAAGGCGCCAUCCCGGGAGACGACUUGGGAGGCGAGACGUUCAUCCCCCAGACCAUCGAGCACAUCGGCAAGAGCCACACCUGCGGGAUCGGACGCUCGUCAGACAUGGACGCCGGGUUCAAGUUUGCAGACUCACAGCGGCAGAAGAUCAUCCUCAAGGACAAGGACGCGCUCUCCACGCUGGAGCGCAACAAACGCCUCAGCACCAUCGACGAGCUCGAGGAGUUCCUGCCGCACCGGGAGCCCAGCAUGUUCAUCCAGAACUUCCUGGACAGCAAACGAGAUUUCAACAGUAUAGGGAUGGGCGGGUACGAAAUCCGCUACCCGGAGAAAACGCUGGAUAAAAAGAUGAAGAAGUCAUCGCUGAUAGGCGGGAACCACAGUAAGAUCGUGGUGGAGCAGAGAAAAAGUGAGUAUUACGAGCUGAAAGCCAAGCUCCAAGGACCGCCUGAUUACAUGCAGGUGCUCGAGGAGCAGACUGCACUGAGUAAAAUGUAGGGAUUGUUGUGUUUGAUUUAGUGCAUUGAUUACACACACACACAUACAGGAGGAAGUCAGACAGACACACAUGCAGGCAGACAGACAGCCAAACAACAUCUGCCUUUCUCUGGUUCUUGCUCUAUGGCCACACACACACACACACACACACACACACACGAUUCAACCCCCCACAAGACCUCUUGCUUUCUGUCUCCAUCUCCCUCUCUGCAGCCACACAUGCACACAAACACACACGCACACACACACUCCCACACACAGCAAAAAAGUGCCUUCUGGAAAUCCUUAAUGACCAAUGCAGAGAUGGACAAAAUGGCUCCACACUACAAAAAGCUAUUACUAGAAUCAGCGUGGAUCUAUUUCACAGUAAAAGACCUUUCGGAUUAUCCACGCCACCACAUGUAUGAUCUCACAUACAUAAACCACAGGACAACCCGUAAAAAGCAACCAGACAGUCAGAGUAUUUUUGCUGCUAAUGAAAUGGGUACUUAUCUUCUUCUUCUUUUUUUUUUUUUUUUGUUGUUGUUGUUCUUGUUGUUCUUUCCUCCUCCUUUUGUUUUUGUUUUUUUUUCCCAACCAAAAUCAAAAGGGUCUUGAAAACAGUGCUUGAGAAUAUACCUCGCCGUCUUCAAACCCCCUCGUUUAAAAGAGAAAAAAAAAAAAGAGAGGAAAAAACAAAGGAGGGCAUGUCGGUCGUUGUUCUUCUUGCUCUGGAUUGAACCCAAAACAGCUACUUCUGGGAUGAAAUUAACAUAAAUUGGGGACUCGAUGGAUGCUACUUUGCUUUUUUUUUUCCUUUUACUUUGCGGGGAUAUCUUGUUUGUUCUUGGGGGAUGCCCUCUGGAGUCGGCCGCAGACUCUCUGCCAUCUUGUCGGGAUUACGCACCAGUAGCAGUACACCUGCUCUUUGCUGGGAGGCUAAAAAAAACGGCUCCUGUUUUCCACUCACGGGGGAAUCGGAGGGCACCGCAGAAAACUCUUUCCGGGGAUUGAUUUAGUGACGUGUUCUCUUUUGUGUAAAGAGCCAUGUGAAUUAUAGUGUCUUCUGAAUGGAGUUGUGUUUCUCUUCAAAAAUUGCUACUUACAGUAACUGUAUGUUUUGGGUGAAAUCUAACGGCACAUACACUGUCAGAGGACGUUGUUUCUGAAAAAUGACAAACCCAAGGAUUAAAAAAAAAAAAAAAAUAAAAAAAAAA